AUGAAGACCAACAUCGCUACGAUCCUGGCUCUGUCCACCGCAGCACUCUUCGCUGCUAGCCCAGUACAAGCGCAGAUCGCAUCGCUCGAUCUAGGCAAUGGUAACAGUGCUGCUGCUUCAUCUCCAUCGUCCACACCUGCCGCCUCUACUACCGCAGCAUCUUCUGCAGCGCCAUCAUCCGCGCCCGCAUCUGCCAUCACCACCGCAUCUGGUUCCGACGCACCAGCCACCAGCACCGUCGCAUCCUCAGUCAUUUCCUCCCCCGCUUACGCAGCUGGAACCGUCACCUACGUCCCACCACCUCUCCCUUCCUCUACCGCCAGCAUCGACGUCACUUCCCUCCCAUCCUCCGUGCCCGCAAUCAAUGCCACCGCCUCCUCCAACUACACCCUUCCCAGUCUUACAGCAACAGGCACAUUCGCCUCGAUCCCUACCCUUCGAUCCAACCCUUACCAGAUCGUCUUCGCCAACACUGACGGUCUGCCCCCCAUCAAUUGGAACCUUGCGAUGAACAACUCGGACCAGGUCAAAUCCGCCCUCUGCACAUCCCAGAUGCAGUUCUGCAACACUGCAGGCUGCAACACCACCGACGCCAAGUUGACCAACUUUUGCGAGACAAAGUACAUGGGUGUAGCGUGCUCUUGCAGCAAGGGCGCUAGCAGGUUGGAGCAGUACCAGUGGCCCGUGAUGCUGGCUGAUUGCCAGGGAAGAAACAUCGCCUGCAGGGACGCCUGCAUCAAGCCCGGUCAGAACGUCGAGGCGCAGAACAAGUGUUUGGAUGUUUGUGCGCAGAACUACGGAAGCACCUGCGGCAAGCCCGGUCAGUACGCGGCGAAUUACGCGGUGAGCAAGGAGGGUAACAAGCCGAGCUAUACCGUCGUGCAGGGUGGAACCGCUCAGAACGGUGCGCUUAGAGCAGGUGUGGGUAUGGUCGGUGUGAUGGCUGUCGCUGCGGUCGUCUCGGCGGUCAUCAUGGUAUAG
Molecule: messenger RNA, 981 nt
Organism: Pseudozyma hubeiensis SY62
Lineage: Eukaryota; Fungi; Basidiomycota; Ustilaginomycetes; Ustilaginales; Ustilaginaceae
Exons: 1
Coding region: 1-981 (326 amino acids)
Source: RefSeq, a predicted model, not a curated record